GAACUGAACUCUCCUACUUCUACGUCCCCCCCUUUCCCCCCUUCGUGUUUCUGUCGAUGGCUGAAGCGAUAGCCAUUCCCGCCCCCCUUUUCCCCCUCUCCCUGCUUCGUAGAUGAAGCUACAAAAGAAGCUUGCGCGAAACAAUAAACGUUCACUCGUUGCCCUAGUCUGCGGUUGUCUGCGUAUGCUUGCCGUGGCUGCCCGGCUAGCUAUGUAACAGUGGCGACGAAGUCGGUUUUCGCUACCCACGGUACCUGACGGACUACGAGUCCUGGCGUCAGACGAACGAGGACCGACCACGAUGGCCUCCCUGCAGUUGCCGGAUUACGACGAAACGAAAGAUAAGUGGAAGCCUUACCUCGUCAGAGCAGAAGCGUAUUUCGAGGCGAACAGUGUAACGGACCCGGCUAAGAAGCGAGCACUACUAGUUUCGGCGUUGUCUAGUAAGACGGUCGAGGUGCUAGCCGGCAGAGUAGCCCCGCGUGCACCAAAUGAACUGACAUACAAGGAAGUCGUUCAGAGCUUGAAUGAGUAUUAUGACCCUAAGAAGCACGAGAUAACGGAAAGCUACAAGUUCUUCAAUCGCUCACAACUUCCAGGCGAAAGCGUUAGCGCAUUUCUCGUUGCUAUUCGCCGAAUAGCAGACAACUGCAAUUUCGGCACGUCUCUUGACCGCAUGCUUCGGGAUCGCAUUGUCUGCGGCGUACGCUCCGUGGCACUGAGGAAACAGAUGUUGGCAAAAAAGGAUUUAACGCUAGAAGAAGCCGAAGCAUUGGCACUGUCUGUCGAAGCAGCUGAAAAUGGUGCCGAAAGCAUGACCUCAGAAGCUACGCCCUUGCUUAAGCUACGCGCGUCCGAGGCCAACACUGUUAAAACAUCUCCGACUCGGCACGCGGCACAGCAUUGUGAUAGAUGCGGAAGCAGCAAACACGACGGCAACAGCUGUCGUUGGAUUAGAGCAAGGUGUUAUCGCUGCGGACGUCAUGGGCAUCUCGCAAAGAUGUGCCGCACAACCGCCAGUAAGAGCCGCGUCGCAACGCAUGCAGUGGAGGGAAGAGCUUUGACUCUCGAAGAAGCCGUAACUGAAGACGACGAUAAGGACGAGACACAUAUAUGGACCUUACUUUCUGCACGAAAAAGCCGCCUCGAGCCGCCGAUAAGGCGCAGUUUUUCAUGGAAUGGCGUACAACUUACAAUGGAAGUAGAUACUGGCUCGCCUGUCUGCGUAAUUUCCAAAAACGUGUUUGACAAGCAUCGCGAACAGUGGCCAGCGCUUAAACCUUCUCAGGUGAAGUUGUCAUGCUACGUUGGACCACUCCCAGUGAUGGGGGAAUUGCAACUUUGUGUGCAAUACAGGGCCGUCUCAGUUUACUGCCGUCUUAUUGUACUGAACUGCUCGGGACCUAACCUGUGUGGCCGGGAUCUGAUUUCCUUGCUCCACAGAGCGGGGGUUCCAGUUUUGCAGCCGUCGGCACAAGACUUGCUACACUCAACGCCAGAACCCGCUGGGGCAGUUCACAACAUUGUCGACGACUACCACGACGUCUUCUCCAAGGAUCUUGGCCUGAUCAAGGGGCCUCCAGCCACAUUGCAGCUGAAAGAGGGAGCGGUGCCGAAAUUCUGUAAGGCAAGAUCCAUACCUUACGCUCUAAGGGACAGGGUGACGCAAGAACUGGACAGGCUGGUAGCCAUCGGUGUACUUUCACCAGUCCAACAUUCCGAUUGGGCCACUCCCAUCGUGCCGGUACUUAAGAAAGACGGAACUGUUAGAAUUUGUGGUGACUUCAAAGCCACCCUAAAUCCAGCCUGUACAGUUGAGCAGUACCCUCUCCCAGUGAUUGAAGACAUGUUUGCAUCUCUAAACGGCGGGGAGUAUUUUAGCAUUCUUGAUUUGCGAGAUGCCUAUAAUCAAGUUCCUUUGGAUGAAGCCGCAAGGAAGCUCUGCGUCAUUAACACGCACAGAGGCUUGUUUUCGUAUAAUAGGCUUCCCUUCGGAAUAUCCUCUGCUCCGGCUAUUUUUCAAAGAAAAAUGGAUGCAAUACUGUCAGGUUUGCCAGGGGUUCAGGCUUACCUUGAUGAUGUACUGGUUUCGGAGGCUCGUGGCGAUGGGAGUGAACGCCUGAAGAGUGUGUUGCAACGGUUCCGUGAACACGGAGUUAAGCUAAGGUCUGAUAAGUGCAGCUUUAGACAGCCUUCUGUCACAUAUCUCGGCCAUCGGAUAGACAGAGAGGGUCUUCAUCCCACAGAGAAAAAUUUGGAAGCGAUCGCUCAGGCACCUCGCCCACAGAACGUGGCGGAGCUGCGUUCCUUUUUAGGAAUGCUGACGUUUUAUGCCAAAUUUCUUCCAAAUAUGUCCACUCUACUUUCUCCGCUCAACAAACUUUUGGAGAAGGGCACAGUAUGGCAGUGGGGGCGGCAACAAGAAGCUGCCUUUGAGAAAGCAAAAGACAGCCUAAUGCAAGCUCAGGUUCUUGUUCAAUUUGACCCGUUGAAAGAGUUGAAGCUCGAAUGUGAUGCUUCCCCUUACGGUGUGGGCGCGGCGCUUUUUCACACGAGUAACGGCAUGCCAAAACCCAUUGGGUUCCGGUCCCGUACACUGACGGCCGCCGAGAAAAAUUACUCUCAGCUGGAAAGAGAGGCCCUGGCUUUAGUGUUUGGCGUCACUAAGUUUCGUGAUUACCUUUUAGGUCGCCAAUUCACUCUCGUGACGGACCACCAGCCCCUCUUGAGCUUGUUGCAAUCCGACCGCCCGACGCCACCCCUGGCUGCAGCACGUAUCCAGCGCUGGGCACUGUACUUGGGUGGCUACCGCUACAAGCUGCAAUACACGCCGGGAAAACAGUUGCUCAACGCGGACGCCCUGAGCAGGCUGCCACUGCGGUCUACGGAGGCUGAUGACGUGGACUCGCCGCCGGCAUCAGAUGACUGGGUGGUCCCCAUAGAAAGCAACGUGUACGUGCGGAACUACGGUGUCGGAGAAAAGUGGACACCAGGGCGUGUGCAGUCCACUGCAGGAUCCCGAAUGGUGACCGUCCAAACUCCUCAUUCUGUAGUCAGACGCCACGUUGACCAAGUGCGCCCUCGACAAGCAUCGCAGUCCCCAUCGCCGGGCUCUGCAUCCUUAUCAGAGUCUAAUAUGUCCAUGCUGCCGAAACGAUCGCCGGGGCCCUCAACUACAAGCUCCACCGUGCUGCCUCCAGAAGCGCUCACUACCGCAAGCCCCCACGACCAUCCAGUGCCAACCAUGCCACAGGCCGGUCCUACACAAGCGGCGACCCCAAGCGCGGAACCAGUGCUUCGGCGUUCUACCAGACAACGCAAGCCAGUACAACGGUUCCAUUUUUAAGAAGAGAGAAGUGUUGCGAACUGAACUCUCCUACUUCUACGUCCCCCCCUUUCCCCCCUUCGUGUUUCUGUCGAUGGCUGAAGCGAUAGCCAUUCCCGCCCCCCUUUUCCCCCUCUCCCUGCUUCGUAGAUGAAGCUACAAAAGAAGCUUGCGCGAAACAAUAAACGUUCACUCGUUGCCCUAGUCUGCGGUUGUCUGCGUAUGCUUGCCGUGGCUGCCCGGCUAGCUAUG
Messenger RNA from Rhipicephalus microplus (southern cattle tick), 3577 nucleotides. RefSeq lists its product as uncharacterized. NCBI's taxonomy places the organism in Eukaryota, Metazoa, Arthropoda, Arachnida, Ixodida, Ixodidae. The record is from RefSeq and is a predicted model, not a curated record.